AUGGCAAAUGCACUGAAAGAAUUGGGUUAUACAUGGUGUUGCAGGAUCACAUUGGCUCUUGCAAGUGCUGUGCUGGUCAUUGUAAUUUCUCGCUGGUACAUAUUUCCAACUGGAAAGCCGAAAAGGAAUGGAGAAUUACAGUUGCCACCCGGGCCUCGAGGGUUGCCGUUAAUUGGCAGUCUUCUUUCUUGUGGCAGCGAUCUUCAUAGUUACUUUGGGAAAUUAGCUGAAGCCUACGGUCCAGUUAUUAAAGUUCGAAUGGGCAGCAAAAUAUAUGUUGUAGUAAGUUCUUCUUCACUAGCGAAAGAAAUUCUCAAAGACAAUGAUUCUAGUUUUGCUAACCGCGAUACGCCCAUUGCCGCAUUAGCUCCAAGUUAUGGGGGUACAGAUAUUGCAUGGAGUCCAAGUAACUCAGUAUGGCAAAACUUCGAAAAGUUCUCGCCCAUGAACUGCUCAGUAAAAAAAGUCUGGAAUCAUGCUGCGACUUUCGCAGAGAAGAAAUUCGGAAAACAAUUAAUGAAAUAUACAGGUUGA
This is a messenger RNA of Papaver somniferum (opium poppy), 534 nucleotides long. RefSeq names its product inactive cytochrome P450 76AD1-like. Gene Ontology annotation, molecular function: iron ion binding; heme binding; oxidoreductase activity, acting on paired donors, with incorporation or reduction of molecular oxygen. The transcript has a single exon. The coding region runs from base 1 to 534 and encodes 177 amino acids. The record is from RefSeq and is a predicted model, not a curated record. Lineage: Eukaryota; Viridiplantae; Streptophyta; Magnoliopsida; Ranunculales; Papaveraceae.